Messenger RNA from Acanthocheilonema viteae, 1581 nucleotides. NCBI's taxonomy places the organism in Eukaryota, Metazoa, Nematoda, Chromadorea, Rhabditida, Onchocercidae. The record is from the annotation of a GenBank genome assembly.
AUGGGAGGUAGUGGAAAUGAAUGUUUAGCGGGAAAUGAAGCUUUAAUUAGGGAUGGUAAUUUCAAACGCUCUACUAACAGCAGUUUACCGAUCGCCCCUCCAGAUGGUGGGUACGGAUGGAUAAUCGUACUUGCCUCGUUUUUUGCCAAUCUUAUCGUGGAUGGGAUUAUUUAUUCGAUUGGUGAAACACUUGUUGGAAUUUGGGAACAGGAUUUCAAAACGACGGCUAUGCAGGCUUCUAUUGCGCAGUCAUUACUUACCGGGUUUUAUUUACUUGCAGGUCCUCUAGCAAGCGGUCUUUCAAAUGUAUUCGGAUAUCGUUUGGUUGUCAUGGCUGGUUCUAUAAUGACAUUUACUGGUUUCAUUUUAUCUUCCAUCGUAUCAUCACUUCCAUUGCUUUAUAUCACAUUUGGUAUUAUUGGCGGAAUUGGCUUUGGACUUGUUUAUUUGCCAUCAAUAUUAAUUGUGAAUGAAUAUUUUGAAAAACGAAGAGCACUUGCCAUGGGAAUAGCUGUAUGUGGUUCAGGCAUUGGUACUACCAUAUUUUCACAGUUAUUUCCAUUUUUACUAAAAGCCUGUGAGAACAACUGGAGACGUUUUCUUGUUUAUGCAGCAUUUACUACACUUUUGUCCAUUUUCUGUGGUUUGUGUUAUCGAAAAAUACCAUUAGUGACAUUGGAAGAUAAUGAGGAGAAAGGAGUGAAAUCUAAUUCUGAUUUGUCCUAUGAAGGAAACGAUGGGCAUGACAACCUGUCUUCUCAACUAACCAUCAACUCUUCAGUAUCAAUUAACAAUUCACGAGGAAAAAUGUGUCAAGAAGAAACAGAAGAAGCGACGGGUAAUUUAAUGAUGACCUCGGUGACGACAACACCAGAAAUAUCACGAAAAACUAGAAGACAAUUUAUUUUAUUUACCGUUCUACGUUCAAUGGUUGAUACAAGCUUACUCUCAGAUCCCAGCUUUAUACUGAUUGCAAUUUCCGCCUUCCUGACACUUUCCUCUCUCUUUGUUCCGUUUAUUUUUCUUGGCAAACAGGCAAUUACGGUAGGUGCAACUUCAAGUCAACAAUCAUAUUUAUUAAUGAUUAUAGGGAUUGUGAAUAUUUUUGGACGAGUAUUAUGUGGGCUAAUAUCAGAUUUACCAAAAGUAGAUCCAUUAUUUGUUCAUAAUUUGGGCGUAAUCAUUGGUGGUAUAGCAACUUGCACUGUACCAUUAUUAACACAAUAUUGGAUGUAUGUUGUAUAUACAAUACCGUUUGCAUGGAGUGUUGCGUGUUUUUCAUCACUUCGUGCUAUUAUUUGUAUUGAAUUACUCGGUUUGGAAAAGCUUUCCAAUGCCUUUGGUAUGAUGAUGCUCUGUAUGAGCAUUGCUGCUUUAAUUGGUCCGCCACUUGCUGCGCUGUUCAAAGAUUUGAGUGGAAAUUUCAAUCUGUCAUUUUAUGUGAUGGGCGCAUUGCUAACACUGAGCGGUGUGCUAUGCAUACCGCUUCGAAUAAUCAAGUCACGAAUACCGAAUGCAAAGUUGCAGAAUAAUAUCAGACAGUCGCAAUUGCAAUCUAUGCGUGCAACAGAACGAUUUUGA